Molecule: messenger RNA, 1059 nt
Organism: Zingiber officinale
Lineage: Eukaryota; Viridiplantae; Streptophyta; Magnoliopsida; Zingiberales; Zingiberaceae
Product: NAC domain-containing protein 68-like
Exons: 3
Coding region: 19-876 (285 amino acids)
Biological process (GO): regulation of DNA-templated transcription
Molecular function (GO): DNA binding
Source: RefSeq, a predicted model, not a curated record
GACGGGGUGGGACUAAAAAUGGCGGUGGAGCAGAGACGAAAAAGACGGGACGCCGAAGCGGAGCUUAACCUGCCGCCGGGCUUCAGAUUCCACCCCACCGACGACGAGCUCAUCCUCCACUACCUAUGCCUCAAGGUCGCCUCGAAGCGCCUGCCAGUCCCCAUCAUCGCCGAGGUCGACCUCUACAAGUUCGACCCCUGGGAACUACCAGAAAUGGCGUUGUUCGGGGAGAAGGAGUGGUACUUCUUCACUCCACGCGAUCGGAAGUACCCAAACGGCUCGCGGCCGAACCGGGCCGCCGGGAAGGGAUACUGGAAGGCCACCGGCGCUGACAAGCCGAUCUCCAAGAAGGGGUGCUGCCGGACUGUGGGGAUCAAGAAAGCUCUCGUCUUUUACUCCGGCAAGGCGCCGCGCGGCGUCAAAACUGACUGGAUCAUGCACGAGUACAGACUGGCCGACGCGGAUCGCAGCCCCAAAAACGGAAGCCUCAAGUUGGAUGCCUGGGUUCUUUGCCGGUUGUACAACAAGAAGAAUACCCGGGGGAAGAUGCUGCAGCCGCCGGAGGAGACGUCGGCCGUGGACUCUGUGGACAGGACGCCGGAAUCCGAAGUGGAUAACGACGCCCUGUUGCCGGAUGUUAAUGGCCUGGCGUUUCCAUCCGUUGCUUCGCAAGCUUUUGCUCCCCCUGUGAUCGAGAAGAGUUUGGUGAAGGAAGAAGACAGUCGAUGGUUCAUGGACUUGGAGCUGGACGAUUUGCAGUGUUCCUGCAUGCGUUUUGGAGCAUCGCCUGUUUUAGAUUUAACCAGCCAAGAUUACUACUUCCAAUUCAAUGCAACAACUCCAGUUCCGAUCGCAGCCAAAACAUUGCAAUUCUGAUUUGUGAAGAACAGGAUAGUGCAGAGAAUUAUAGAUCAAAGAUCUAAACAGGGUUUUCUUCUUCAGUCACUUUUUCUUUGUUUUUUUUCCCCCCGCCUAUUUAACGCAUCAUAUAAAAACAUUUGUCAAAAUUAGUAUUGAAGCCUUGUUUUCUCUCGAAUAAAAUUAAUCUAAUCGUAUUUA